GCUCCACAAGAAUUAAAUUAAAGCACCAAUUCCACCAACUUUUCUAGCCGUUAACCGCCUCGGCCCGUUCAAAUUCGAAACCCGAACUUCAAUCUUCAUCUUCCCACUUCGCCCUCGCAGCACUCUCGAUUCCGCUCCGUGUCUGUGCUCCUUCACAGCCCCAUUUGCUUCCACGCAGAGACUCCAUGGGCGUGAAGAUGCAAGAAGCGCUCCAACCUUCGCCGGCCGGAGUCGGAGACGACAAGCUCCGGCGCAAGCCGGGCCGGAAGCCUCUCCAGCCUAGGAACUCUCCGGCCCCUCUUCCCUCCGGCGACCAGCCGAAACCGAAGCCGAAGCCUGAGAGGAUCGGGAUCGGGAUCGAGACCUCGCCGGUGUUCCUCGAGUCGGACAAGGAGAACCGCCCCUAUCCGCCGCCGUCGCCCCGCGCCGCCGCGACUCCUCCGGCGAAGGUGGAGCAGCUGGACUCGUCGCUAGCGGAGGAGCUGGUCGCGGUGAGGAAGAAGCUGGAGAGGCUGAAGGCGGACGGGGAGAGGACGGAGGCCGUGCUGAAGGAGAGGGACGGGUUCCUGGCGACCAAGAUGAGGGAGGUCGAGGAGUGGGGGGAGGUCCAGAAGCUGCUCGAGAUCGAGGUGGAUCGGCUGUACCGAUUGAAGCAGCUCAAGCUUUCGCUCGAGAGAGUGUCGCCGAUUCGAUCGCUGAGAGAGAGGUCUCACAUCAAUCAGGAACCAAAAUUGGAGAACAGAGAGGAAUCGGUGGGGGAAUGUGAAGCGCCGAGCCGGAGCUCUGUCUCUUCGAAAUCGAGUGCAGAUGGGGAUUGAUUCGAUACUGAUUUUCUUGUAUUUGGGUUUUGAUUCAGAAAUUUGUUUGUAACUUCACUUUCCUCGUUGAAGUACAUGGAAGAUUCGGCAAAAGCAUCA
Molecule: messenger RNA, 917 nt
Organism: Rhodamnia argentea
Lineage: Eukaryota; Viridiplantae; Streptophyta; Magnoliopsida; Myrtales; Myrtaceae
Product: myosin-1
Exons: 3
Coding region: 186-818 (210 amino acids)
Source: RefSeq, a predicted model, not a curated record